AAUAUCACGUGCAUCACAGUUUUAAAGGAUCAACAUAUCGUCCCACUGCAUCUCUGCGACAGCAUCGGCACCACUGUGCAAGAUUCUCAAUCAUUGCCAUUCGUUCGCACACUCCGGGUACCAGCAACCAUGAGCGACUAUCCCCGGCCAGACUUUGUUCGCGAUGAGCUCAACUGGCAGUCGUUGAAUGGACCAUGGUCAUUCUUGUUUGAUGACGACGAUGCUGGUUUGGUGCAAGGCUGGCACAUUGAAGGCCUCCCGGCUGAGGUUGUUGUGAACUCCAGCUCCGACCACCCCGACUCGAAAGCCGCCAACGAUGCCCAAAGCAUUACAGCCAAGAUUGCUGCAGGUACUCAGGAGCUGAUUCAGGGUAAUCAGCAUAAAAGAGGCGAAUUUACAACGCACAAAAAUCGUGACAUCCAAGUCCCUUACGUGUUCCAGUGCCCUGCAUCUGGCAUCGAAGACAAGGGUGUCCAUGAGGUGUUCUGGUACGAAAGGAAAAUCACCGACCCGCGAAACGCGCAGAACAAGCAGAAUGGUCACCGUGUACUUGUCAGAUUUGGCGCCGUUGACUACGAGGCCAAGGUUUGGGUUGGCGGGCACUUCGUCGGUGGCCACUGCGGUGGACACGUACCUUUCGAUAUUGACAUCACGGAUGCAUUCGCAAAGGAGUCCACGCAGCGACUCACAUUACGGGUUUACGACUCGGCCUAUGACUUGACGCAACCAAGAGGUAAACAGUAUUGGGGUGCACAGCCCGAGAGCAUCUUCUACACGCCUAGUGGAGGCAUCUGGCAGAAUGUCUGGCUUGAGGUCGUUCCGUUCGUGCGCAUUGGUGAUAGUAGCCACGGAACAGUAUUUAGGAGCAACGAUAUCGAGUCAGGGAGGCUACAUGCCAAUGUCAAGAUCCUCGGGAGACCAGCCGGUCACAAGUACAGCGUGGAGCUUGAGGUCAGCCUUAAGGGCAGUCAUGUGAGCAAAACAGAGAAGAUCGAGUUGCCCCGAGAAUCCAACCUUAUCUCUUUGGAUGCGGACAUGGUGCUGUCUGAAGAAUCCAAGGCUCAACUGGGCGAGUCACUCUUCGAAUCGUUUGACGAUGUGCGGGACGGUGUUGUUCUCUGGUCUCCAGACGACCCUACUCUGUACGACAUCGUUAUUCGCCUGUACGAUGGUACAUCAGCGCUUGUCGACACAAUACACACAACUACGGGGAUGCGCUCGUUGUCUUGGGAUGACGGCUUGUUCCGGAUCAACAACAAACCACACUUCCAGGCGCUCUUCCUCGACCAGGGCUAUUGGCUUGACACUUUCAUGACACCGCCUUCAUCCGAAGCUCUAAAGGCGGACAUAAAGCUAGCGCAGAAGAUGGGUUUCAAUGGCUGCCGAAAGCACCAAAAGGUUGAAGACCCCAUCUUCCACUAUUGGGCGGAUCGCCUUGGCUUCCUCAUCUGGGGCGAGAUGGCGAAUGCGUACGCUUUCAGCGCUGAGUACGUCGAACGCUUUGAUCAAGAGUGGCGCGAAGCUGUUCUUCGAGACAUCAACCACCCUAGUGUGGUAGCAUGGACACCAGUCAACGAAAGCUGGGCUUACACCGAUUUGGCCAACAACCAGACGCACCGAGAUCACAUCAAGAGUCUAUACUACGCGACCAAGGUCCUCGACCCAACAAGGCCGAUCAACGACAAUUGUGGUUGGGAGCAUGUGCAGACUGAUCUUACCACUUUCCACGAUUACUCUGAUGGCGAUGCUCUGACGAAGACAUGUGCCAGCAUAGAAGGCAUCCUUGGUCCCAAAGCGAACCGACCUAUGUUCCUAUCAGCUAUUGGUAACACACCAGGAUCAAGUCACAAAGAGGACGCGCCUGUGAUUUGCACGGAGUUCGGUGGUAUCAACAUCGCGAGAGACGCUGCUGGAUCAGACAGCCAGCGUGAUUGGGGCUACACAACCGCGACCGAUUCCAAAGAUCUGUUGAAAAGAAUCGAGAAGAUGAUGACCGGCAUUGCAAAUCCAGGUCUUAUCGGCGGCUUCGUUUACACGCAGCUCACAGACAUCGAGCAAGAAGUCAAUGGCCUGUACACACCGGAUCGUAAGCCAAAGCUAGACGCAGACGCGGUCAGGAAGAUCGUGGAGGACAUCAGGGAGAACUACUACCAGAUGCAUACGUCUUAGGUAGAUAUACUGUAUCC
Molecule: messenger RNA, 2186 nt
Organism: Macroventuria anomochaeta
Lineage: Eukaryota; Fungi; Ascomycota; Dothideomycetes; Pleosporales; Didymellaceae
Product: glycoside hydrolase family 2 protein
Exons: 1
Coding region: 130-2169 (679 amino acids)
Biological process (GO): carbohydrate metabolic process
Molecular function (GO): hydrolase activity, hydrolyzing O-glycosyl compounds
Source: RefSeq, a predicted model, not a curated record